AGAAAUUGAGCACCACUUUCUGUACAUAUUUCUCUCACUAGAAAAUGUGUAGUUUGAGCACCUUUUUAUCAUACACCAUGUAUUAUAAAAUUUAUGUAACUUCAUUUCAAUGAGAAAUAUUUUUUAAUAAUAACUUUAUAAAUAAAAAGAUACGAGUAUGGGUUCUGGUCAAAGUGCUAGAAAGUUGACGAUUAACAAUGAAGAAGGAGUUAUUCAAAUUUCCAAGGAUCUUGUGCAAAGACUGACUCAAAAUAGUCAACAGGCAGCUAGUUCAAGAACUGAUCCGUCACCUACUGGUGAAACUCAAGAAAAAGUAUCAACUAAACCAAUAGAACCUCAUCAAAAACCAUUACCACAGCCCGCAAUAUCACCUCAAGUUAGUUCUGCUGGUUUAGGACACCCUGGUUAUUCAGUUCCAGAAUAUACCAUUACUGCUUAUAAAUUACUACAACAACAAGAAAAAGAACUUCAAAAUCAAGAACAAUAUUGGCAGCAACGUCUUGCUAAACUACAAAUGGAUAAUGAGAGAAUAAAUAAAAUCUUCCAGGAUGAGUACAACAGAGCUGUUAAUGAUAUUAUGACUGCCCCUGGUCAAAAGAAUAUCAAUAUUGACACAGCAGUUCCACCAUGUAUUACAGAAAGGGAAAAAAUUAUUAAAUGUUACCAAACGAAUCCAAAAGAAAUAUUAAAGUGUGCAAAUGUAGUCCAAGAGUUCAGCAAUUGUGUGGAUCAACAUCGAACACAAAUAAUUUCUACUCAGUGCUAAUACAUGAGAGUAAUGACUCAUAAUACUGUCAAAACUGGCUGUUUUCUGAUAAAAAUAAUAACUAGUUUCCAAUAAUGUAUAAUGUGUUUAAUAGAGAAUAUUUAACAAAUG
This is a messenger RNA of Chelonus insularis, 877 nucleotides long. It is a transcript of the gene Chchd3, whose product is annotated as Coiled-coil-helix-coiled-coil-helix domain containing 3. The transcript is spliced from 3 exons. The record is from RefSeq and is a predicted model, not a curated record. Gene Ontology annotation, cellular component: MICOS complex. Bases 158 to 766 code for a protein of 202 amino acids. Lineage: Eukaryota; Metazoa; Arthropoda; Insecta; Hymenoptera; Braconidae. Gene Ontology annotation, biological process: inner mitochondrial membrane organization.